This is a messenger RNA of Hypomesus transpacificus, 1028 nucleotides long. RefSeq names its product proteasome activator subunit 2 (gene psme2). Gene Ontology annotation, cellular component: proteasome activator complex; nucleoplasm; cytoplasm. The record is from RefSeq and is a predicted model, not a curated record. Gene Ontology annotation, molecular function: endopeptidase activator activity. The transcript has 11 exons. Bases 92 to 829 code for a protein of 245 amino acids. Gene Ontology annotation, biological process: regulation of G1/S transition of mitotic cell cycle; regulation of proteasomal protein catabolic process; positive regulation of endopeptidase activity. NCBI's taxonomy places the organism in Eukaryota, Metazoa, Chordata, Actinopteri, Osmeriformes, Osmeridae.
GCAUAACACGGAAAUACACAGCACGAAAGCGAGAGACAGCUUUAGUUUUAGCUACAAUUUGCACCUAGCACGUCGACUCUUUUGCGCAAAAAUGUCAAAAUCACCUCACCUGAAAGUAAGCAGUGCGAGCACAGGGAUGGUUGACAACUUCCGUCAGUCUCUGUACCAUCAGGCAGAAAACCUGUUUUCCAACUACAUACCCUUAAAGAUUGUCCAUUUGGACAACCUUCUCAAGGAGGAUGCCCUUAGCAUCACAGAUCUCUCCUCACUCCAAGCCCCUUUAGACAUCCCCAUACCAGAACCCCCCACUCCUGAGGAAGAGGAAAUGGAGACUGACAAAAACGAAGAGGAGGAAAAGAAGAAGAAAAAGGCUCCUAAAUGUGGUUUCAUCAAAGGAAAUGAGAAGAUCGUGAUGCUGCUAGACAGGGUGAAACCUGAGAUUCUGGCGUUGAGAGAGACCUGCAUCACUGUAUCAUGUUGGAUUCAGCAUCUUAUUCCCAAAAUAGAAGAUGGGAAUGACUUUGGUGUUGCUAUUCAGGAGAAAAUUCUGGAGAGACUUGCUGCAGUGAAGACUAAAGUAGACGGUUUCCAGACCAAGAUUAACAAAUACUUCUCAGAGAGGGGUGAUGCAGUGGCAAAAGCCUCCAAAGACACUCAUGUGAUGGACUACCGCUCCCUGGUCCAUGAGAAGGAUGAGGCUGUGUUCUCUGAGAUCAGAGUGAUUCUGCUGGACAUGCGUGGCUUCUAUGCUGAAUUUUAUGACAUCAUCAGCAAGAACCAGGAAAAAGUGACCAAUCCAAAGGGAGAGGAGAAGCCUUCAAUGUAUUGAGUUGUGUGUGGGAAUACUACGUUUUAAUGAACUAUGAAAAACCACUGAUACUAGGGGAUUACAAUACCAAUCAAUGCUUUUUGUUGAACUCCCAUUGUGUGCUUAAGUAUAAGUGCAUCAGCUUUUAAAACCAUAAACACAAUUGAACCUGUUCUUUUAACAAGAUUUGUUUCAAGAUAAAUAAAACAACUUUGCUGUU